UCAGAACGACUGUCGCCCAGUUUAAAACUACCACCGUGUCUUCACUGCGCCUGGAACUGCUCCAUUGUCACCAACGAAGCUGUAAAAGGCAGCGCCCAGUCGCGUCGCGUCGUUCCUCUGAUGUCCGUGAAUACUUCCUGGUCCAAAGGUGUGUGUACACAAAUCAAAGUCAAUUGAGAAUGAAGUCGGAUGGUGAAGUCACAUCAGGGAAAUGCACUUCAACGGACACACACACACUUCUCUAAACUGAGGGACAGAAAAGAGAAGUUUAAUAGCCUAUAUAAUUCAUCCUUCAGUGUUGACGCGUCGCAAACAUGAUACGAACAGAUGAACAUCAUUCGUGCAAUGGAACCCUGAAGUGUCAUUCUGACCAGAAACAACAGGAAAGCAACAGUUUGAAAAAUGGAUAUCACAGAAAAGAAACGGUGCAGAAAAAUGGCAAGGGAGACGGUUUUCAUCAACCUCGAGUUAGGGGUGAGGAUUCAUUUGAGGAGGCCCCCAUGUACGUGGCUGUCCUGACAUACAUGGGUUAUGGAAUCGUCAUCCUAUUUGGCUAUUUCAGGGAUUUCUUAAGAGCUGUUGGCUUAGAGAAGUGCCAUCAGGCCCAGGAGAGAGAAGAGCAAAAGGACUUUGUUCCCCUUUACCAAGAUUUUGAAAACUUUUACAAACGGAACCUGUACAUGAGAGUCAGGGAUAACUGGAACCGGCCUAUAUGCAGUUUACCCGGUCCGGUUUUUGAUGUCAUGGAAAGGGUCUCGGAUGAUUACAACUGGACUUUCAGGUUAACAGGGAAAACCGUUGAGAACGUCAUAAAUAUGGGCUCCUACAACUAUCUGGGUUUUGCUGAAAACAAUGUCGACUUCCUGAAAACCGUAGCAGAGGAGACCAGACAGUACGGGGUGGGCGUCUGCAGCACAAGACAGGAAUUAGGCAACUUUAGCAUCCAUGAGAAACUGGAGCGACUUGUGGCGGAGUUCUUGGGGGUGGAGUCUGCAAUGGCAUUUGGAAUGGGUUUCGCCACCAAUUCCAUGAACAUUCCGGCACUAGUCGGAAAGAGCUGCUUGAUCCUGAGCGAUGAGCUAAAUCACACAUCCCUCAUCCUGGGAGCCAGGUUGUCGGGGGCAACCAUUCGAGUCUUCAAACACAACAACAUGCAGAGUCUAGAAAAGCUGCUGAAGGAGGCGAUUUGCUCAGGUCAACCUCGUACCCAUCGCGCCUGGAAGAAGAUCCUCAUCAUGGUGGAGGGUAUUUACAGUAUGGAAGGCUCUCUAGUCCGGUUGCCGGAGAUCUUAGCAUUAAAGAAGAAGUACAAGGCUUAUCUGUUCCUCGACGAGGCCCACAGCAUUGGGGCCGUGGGGCCCACAGGUCGAGGAGUUACAGAACAUUUUGGGGUGGACCCCAAUGAAGUGGACGUUCUGAUGGGCACCUUCACUAAGAGCUUCGGGGCUACUGGCGGGUAUAUCGCGGGGAAAAAGGAGUUGGUGGAUUAUUUGCGGAGUCACUCUCACAGUGCGGUGUACGCUACUGCCAUGUCCCCACCUGUCGUGGAGCAGAUCAUCAGGGCAAUUAAAUGCAUCAUGGGUGUUGAUGGCACGACCGAAGGCCAGCGAAGAGUUCGGCAGCUGUCUGAGAACAUGUGCUACUUCAGAUCUCGGCUGAAGGAGAUGGGCUUCAUCGUUUACGGCAACCAGGACUCUCCAGUGGUACCGCUCCUGCUCUAUCUACCUGGGAAAGUUGGGGCGUUCUCACGGGCCAUGUUGAAGAGGAAGAUUGGUGUUGUAGUUGUAGGUUUCCCGGCUACACCCAUUACAGAGGCCAGGGCUCGCUUCUGUGUGUCUGCCGCCCACACCAGAGAAAUGCUUGAUAAGGUUCUCCAGAGCCUUGAUGAACUUGGAGACCACAUCAGGGUGAAGUUCUCCCGUCACAGACCUUCUCAUCGGCAGGAGCUGUAUAAUGAAACAGACUUUGAACUGGACAGCUAAUCACUCAUCGUCAUCACCGGGAAUGUGGGAAAAAGGGAGGAUCCGCGACGGCUGUGUUUAUAGAACAUAUAUCAAAAGCUGCUCUAAAUAUAUCAAACAAUUAACUCCCUUAACACUGACCUACAUCAAAACUAGCUGCGGAUAAGAAAUCCCUUGAAGUGGCCCUAUUUUUUCAUCCUGCUGCAAAGAUAGACUGAUGAAAGACCUCCAUUUUGUGCUGGAUUAUGUGUUUGUGUGAUCCACAAGUACAUUGAUUGAAAGAGAUUGAACAAGGUUGGGCGUUUCAGACCCAGCGCAGCUCAUUCACAGUCGUUAAAACAUUCAUGCAUUGCAUCUCGCAGAUCCCAGUCCUGCACAUUUAAGCUGAUAGGCAUUUAUUUGUAUUUUUUGUGCAGGAAACUACUUCUAAUUUUAAAACAGUAAAAAGCUUUUAUGGACUGAUUGUACUUAUAAAUGUUUGCUUGGAAAGUUUAAAAAAGUUUUGUGUCAUUUGUUUGCAUAUUUCGGAUGCAGUACUUCUAUUCAUUUGCAU
Molecule: messenger RNA, 2514 nt
Organism: Sinocyclocheilus anshuiensis
Lineage: Eukaryota; Metazoa; Chordata; Actinopteri; Cypriniformes; Cyprinidae
Product: serine palmitoyltransferase 3-like
Exons: 13
Coding region: 315-1982 (555 amino acids)
Biological process (GO): sphingosine biosynthetic process; ceramide biosynthetic process
Cellular component (GO): serine palmitoyltransferase complex
Molecular function (GO): serine C-palmitoyltransferase activity; pyridoxal phosphate binding
Source: RefSeq, a predicted model, not a curated record